AUGUUGAAGGGUUCUGUGGGAUUGGAGGAGAGUUCAUGCCCCGGCCCAGCAAACUCACAGCAGCCUGGAACUCGACACAGUUUCGUACAGGAGCACUUCCAAGCUCAGUACAGGUCAUCAUUGACGUGCCCUCAUUGCCUUAAACAGAGCAACACCUUUGACCCUUUCCUGUGUAUUUCACUUCCAAUCCCACUGCGACAGACCAGGGCCCUGAAUGUGAUUCUGGUGUUCAACACUGAAGGUCAGCGGUUUCUGAGAGUAGGGUUGGCCGUGCCUCUGUUUGGGUCUAUCUCAACACUCAGGGCCAUGGUAGCAGAGGAGGGCAAGAUCCCUCCAGACCAGGUGAUUUUGACAGAGAUGAGCUCAAAUGGGUUCCAGCGCUCUUUCUCUGAUGAAGAUGAUAUGACGAGUAUCUCAGAGAGUGAUGUCAUCUACGCCUUCCAGGCUCCACCACUCUCCACCAGAGGAGGCUCCAUGCGAUUCUCAGGUACCCACUCAGUGUUUCUGACCUUUCAAAAUCCUUUGGGUACCAUUUCAGUUUUCCUUCAAACUGUGCAAAAAUCUAUUUAAACUGAGCACUGCAACUUAUCUGUUUCAUUGAUUGCAUUUUAGUGUUAUUAUGAGUGAGCUGUGAUAGAUUCAUACUUGAUUUUAAUUGCCUUAUUUAAGUCACAGCACGUUCCAGAUUAUCAAAAAGAA
This is a messenger RNA of Carassius gibelio (silver crucian carp), 699 nucleotides long. RefSeq names its product ubiquitin carboxyl-terminal hydrolase 43-like. The transcript is spliced from 5 exons. The record is from RefSeq and is a predicted model, not a curated record. Bases 1 to 570 code for a protein of 189 amino acids. NCBI's taxonomy places the organism in Eukaryota, Metazoa, Chordata, Actinopteri, Cypriniformes, Cyprinidae.